UUAAAUUUAUCAUAAACUCAAAAAAUAAAUCAACUCCACUCUUCAUCGUUUACAUCAGGACUUUGUUUCUGGAUCUCUCUGGGUUAGCAGAAUAGUGGACGGAGAAUGACGAUUUUCCACUUCUUCAAUUGCGCAAUUCUGACGUUUGGUCCUCACGCCGUUUACUAUUCCGCCACCCCCUUAUCCGAGUAUGAUACGAUUGGUACUUCAGUUAAAACAGCGGUCGUUUAUCUUGUGACAGCAUUAGUGAAGCUUGUUUGUCUUGCAACAUUUCUUAAGGUGUCUGAAAGUGACAGUUUUGAUCCGUAUCAGGAAUUGUUGAAAGCUUUGAUUGGAUUCGUAGAUGUUGCUGGGCUUUAUUUUGCCUUGACACGGUUAACUCAUAGGAAUAUUUCUCAAAAUCACAAAUUUCAAGCUGUUGGGCUCGGUUGGGCGUUUGCCGAUUCCGUCCUCCAUAGGCUGGCACCCCUUUGGGUGGGUGCUAGAGGUCUAGAAUUCACUUGGGACUACAUUUUACAGGGUCUCGAAGCGAAUGCUAAUCUGGUGUUGAGUAUAUCGCUUGCUGCAUUAGGAUCUCUAAUGUGGCUCAGGAAAAACAAGCCCAAGACUUUGAUUCCUAUUAUAUACACCUGCGCAGGAAUUGUGGCUACAAUGCCAUCAAUUACAAGUUAUCUGAAACUGAGCUUGGGAUGGCAGUUGCCGAAGGUGGUAGGAUUUGAGCUGUUCACUUCUUUGGUAAUGGCUUUCAUUAGCUGGCAGCUUUUUGCCGCCUGUCAGAAACCUUCUAAUUGAUGAAUCUUUCAUAUCAACCUUCUAAUUCAACCACCCCCACCGCCCCCGGAAAACAAAGUUCUGAAGGGCAACAAGAGCAAAUUUUGCUUUGAAUAUUUACAGUGUGAAAAAUUCAGGAAAAUGAGAAGUUACCUGAAUCACUGUGAUUUAAGUAUUUAUUUGAAAGUUUUUGGAUUAUACUGUUGUAACAGUCAGAUUAGGAAGCUAAAUAUGUUGACUGAAUUUAUUUUCCAGGUGACAUUCUUAUUAGUGUUUUCUUGAUUAUGAUUCAGGUCACAAUUAUUUGUAUUUGCCUUUUCAGACUAGUUGGAGCAGUUUGAAGUGACACAUUCAUUG
Messenger RNA from Erythranthe guttata (spotted monkey flower), 1128 nucleotides. RefSeq lists its product as uncharacterized. Lineage: Eukaryota; Viridiplantae; Streptophyta; Magnoliopsida; Lamiales; Phrymaceae. The record is from RefSeq and is a predicted model, not a curated record.